AUGCUCGCACCCGCACAAGCCGGGCGAGCACUGCGCUCGUCCCUUCGACUCCUUUCUCUGCAGUCGUCGACAUGUACACUACGCGCUGCACGAUUCACCCCCAGAACAGUCCUCCCAUCUUCACAAUCAAUACCAUCAGCAGCCUUCUCGUCAUAUCGCAGACUCCAGCAAAGUCAAGCAACAGCAGAGGCAGAAGCAGGUGAAGGCUUCAAGCAUGCCUCAGCCGAGAUGACCACCUUCCAAGAACUGGCCGACAAUGGAGUGAUACAUCCCAAGAUCAUCAGCACCAUCACUGGCAAGAUGAACAUUCACACCAUGACCGACGUCCAGCGGAUGACCAUCAACGAGUGCCUCGACGGCUCAGACGUCAUUGGCCAGGCAAAGACUGGCACGGGCAAGACGAUCGCCUUCCUCAUGCCCAUCAUCCAACGCUUAAUGCGCGACACCACCCUCACCCGCGGCCCUCCCUCAGCAGGCGACACCCGCGCCCUCAUCAUCUCACCCACCCGCGAACUCGCCGAGCAGAUCGCAGUCGAAGCCCAAAAAAUCGUUCAAGGCACGGGCAUCAAAGUCCAGACCGCCGUUGGCGGCACCCAGAAGCGCAUGCACCUGGACCUCAUGCGCCGCAACGGCUGCCACAUCCUCGUCGGCACACCCGGCCGCGUCAAAGACCUCAUCUCCGACCGCACUUCCGGCGUCACCCUGAACCACAUCCAGACCUUCGUCCUCGACGAAGCCGACCGCCUCCUCGACGUCGGCUUCGCCCCGGACAUUGAAGAGAUGCAAUCCUACAUGCCCCCUCUCUCCGAGCGCGACCGCCAGACCCUCAUGUUCAGCGCCACCGUCCCCAAAUCCGUCGUCGGCCUUGUCCGCCAAGUCCUCAAACCAGACUUCAAAUUCAUCCGCGCUGUCGACCCCGACGAGGCGCCCACCCACGAACGUAUCCCGCAAAAGCUAGUCUACCUGAAGGGCCUCGAGAACACCGUCCCCGCCAUCCUCGAGAUCGCGACCAAGGCAAUCGAAGCACACAAGCUCGACCCAGCCAAUAACCCACCUUUCAAAGCAAUCGUCUUCAUGCCCUCUACCGCCGAAGUUGCCCUCACGAAAGCCUGGCUUGACAACCUCCGCGACCCCGCCACCUCUGGUUCGGGAGGCAUGUUCGGCCGCCACCCCUUAGACCCCUGCCGCAUCUUCGAAAUUUCCUCCAAACUCGACCAGCGCCAGCGCACGCGCUCCUCAGAGGGCUUCCGCAACUGCGAGUCCGGCAUUCUCAUCUCCUCGGAUGUGACAGCUCGAGGGAUGGACUUCCCCAACGUCUCAACCGUGAUCCAGACGGCGAUCCCACAGACCGAAGACCAGUAUGUCCACCGCAUCGGGCGAACCGGUCGUGCCGGAAAGGACGGUCUAGGCUAUCUACUACUCCAAGAAGACGACAAGCGCGCCUGGGAACGCAAUUACUCGCGCAGCUUGAAACUCACGGUCGAUGAUACCCUGCACACUGCUAAACUUGACAUGAGCACGGGCGCACAGUUACCGUCUAACAUCGCAAGAAUCAUGGGCAUGGUCGAGAAAGGCAUCCGCCAAGUCCACUUUGGCCAAAAAGCGGAUGCGUACCGCGCAUCAAUCGGCGUCAUGAAGCAAUCUCUCACAGACCGCAGCCCGCAAGAGCUAGUGGAUAAAAUAAACCAACAAGCACGAUGGGGCUGGGGUUUGGAGAGACCUCCCCCGUUGAGCCAACUCAUCAUUGACCGUCUCGGCUUGAGAAACGCAACUGGCCUGGAGAUUCAGGAUGAGAGCAGGGGAGGCGGUAGAGGAUUUGGUGACCGCAAUGGCGGUGGCCGGGGCGGCUUCGGCGGCGGUCGCGGACGGGACAGCUUCGACUCAAACAACCCCUUCGGUCGCGAGCCCAUCGGGUAUGGCAGCCGCGCAGCAGCGGUGGCAGUGGCUCGGUGUUUGACGAGCCCGCUGAUGGAGGUCGCGGCGGCUUUGGCGGUGGCCGAGGAGGUGGCGGCAGGAGUGGAGGCGGGUACGGUGGAGGUGGCCGUGGCUUCGGUGGGGAUCGGGGAGGUGAUCGUGGUGGGUUUGGUCGGAGAUGAUAGCUGUCGAUUUCGAUACCCCUGA
Cyphellophora attinorum is the source of this 2121-nucleotide messenger RNA. RefSeq lists its product as uncharacterized. The record is from RefSeq and is a predicted model, not a curated record. The coding region runs from base 1 to 2121 and encodes 706 amino acids. The transcript has a single exon. NCBI's taxonomy places the organism in Eukaryota, Fungi, Ascomycota, Eurotiomycetes, Chaetothyriales, Cyphellophoraceae. Gene Ontology annotation, molecular function: nucleic acid binding; ATP binding. Gene Ontology annotation, cellular component: mitochondrion.